Frieseomelitta varia is the source of this 3362-nucleotide messenger RNA. RefSeq names its product zinc finger protein 708-like. The transcript is spliced from 5 exons. Gene Ontology annotation, biological process: regulation of transcription by RNA polymerase II. The coding region runs from base 640 to 3273 and encodes 877 amino acids. NCBI's taxonomy places the organism in Eukaryota, Metazoa, Arthropoda, Insecta, Hymenoptera, Apidae. Gene Ontology annotation, cellular component: nucleus. The record is from RefSeq and is a predicted model, not a curated record. Gene Ontology annotation, molecular function: zinc ion binding; DNA-binding transcription factor activity; RNA polymerase II cis-regulatory region sequence-specific DNA binding.
UUUCAAAAGAUUAUUCCUAUUAUUUAAAAUAGGACGAAAAAACAUAAUUACAAGCAAUAAUAGAAAUUAGUUCCACUGUCUCACCGCUACGCGGCAUUUCAGUGUCCAUAAAUUGACUAAAUUUUCAUUUGCAAAAAAAUCUGAUUAAUAUAAUUAAUUUGUGAACUUUUGUAUUUUUUGAACAAUUAUAUCUUCCAAACUAAAUUCUCAGCUUUCAUUCUAUGUGUCAUUUGACUUGUAAAAUGUAUGUAUAAAGAUUGCAAACUUUUUUCAAUAGAUCGAGGCAUUCUCUCGUCCAAAUAAUGUUUAUUUUUUAAAUCGGUAACAUUGGAAAUGAUACUAAAAUGAUAAGAUAUAUAUACACAAAAUGUAUUAGCGUACUAUAUUUUAAUAGUUCUAAUAUUUUAAUAUUCGUAAACAAAAGAAAUUAUGUGACUGGAAGAUGGAAUUAAUAAAAAUCGAAAAUGUUUAUAUAACGCUACUUACUAGAUUUGUACUUCACAAAUUCCAAUGCAUUAAAUAUCAGCAUAGAUACAAACAACAUUUCAUUGAUAGAUUAGAUAUAGUAAAUUAGUUAUUGAAUUAAAUUUAGAAAGUGACAAAAAAGUAAAUGAAAUUUGUUAUCUAUACAUUAAAGUUAUGAAGAUAGUUUGUGCUGCAAAAAUAUGUAAAUACUCUUUAGACAAUGAAGACUCUACCAAUAUCAAAUUUAUUCAUUUCCCAAACAAUGAUACAUCAAAAAUAUGGGCACACCAGUGUGAUAGAACAGACCUUUUAAUGAAGUCUAAUGAAGAAUUGUAUUUAAACUAUUAUAUAUGUUCUCAUCAUAUAGAGGAUCGCUAUUUCAUAAAUAAAACAAAUCCUGUGAUAAUAGACCAACAUGCUAUUCCAACUUUAUUUGAAUCUCAUACUAAUAUUGAAAAAGAUUCGAGGAAUGUCUUUGAUAGAAAUGAACAAACACAAAUAGCUGAUAAUGUGUUAUCAUAUUGUGAUAUGGAUGUCGAAAUAGAUCAGUAUCAUGAUAUGAAUAUUAAAUUUUCAAAUAUAUGUAGAAUAUGCCAGGAAUCAUGUUUGGAUGGUAUAGAAAUAUUUUCAUUGAAAGGGAUAGACUUAAGGCUGAGAGAAAAAAUAAAUUUACAUCUACCAAUUACAGUUAAUAUGGAAGAUAUAAUGCCACAAAAAUUGUGUAUGAGCUGUUAUAAUAAAUUAGAAAUUGCACAUUCAUUAGCUGUAACAUCGUUAAAAACAGACAUGAAGUUAAAAAAAUUUUUGAACAUUAAUGUAGAACUAAAUUAUGAUCAUAGGUACAAUGCAAUAGUAAAGAAGUGUUCCGUAGAAAUAACUGAAGAAAUGUAUAUGAAUGAAACAACUGAAGUUACAUCUGUAAAGUUAUCUUCUAACAAAAUUAAUGAAAUUUCUAUGAAUCACGAAGUCACUGAAAAAUUUAAUGACUUGCAAAAUACUAAUAUGCAAAAAGAUAAUUUUAAAAAUAUAACAAAAGAAGUGCAAUCUGAUUUAAAUUGUUUUAUUGAAUCACACAAUAAAGAAAUUAAAGAAAAUGAAUGUACAACUAGAGUAACAAAAGAUUAUUCAGAAAAUGAAACAUUAAAUAAUGCAAUUCAAUGCAUUUAUUGCAAGAAUGUAUUUAAAACGCAAGAAAUAUUUGAAAAUCACAAAAUAUUGUGUGUUGAAGAAGAAAUAGUGAUACAGAAAGAAAAAGGAACCAAUAAUAAUAUGAAUAAUAAAGAAUCCGAUAACAUAAAAAUAAUGAACUUCCAAUUUGUAACGAAAACUUGUAAUAUUUGUCAUAAAUAUUUUGAAACUGAAAAACAUUUCAUUGAACAUAUCUCACACUGCAAAUUUCUUCAAGAAGAUUAUCAAAUUACUGAGCAUAAAGCAAUCGCAAAGACGGAACAGUGCAACAACUAUAGAAAUUCCUAUAAUAUUAAUAAUCUAUUGAUAGAAACUAGUAGAAAAUGUGGCCACUGUAAUUUGAUUUCUAAUACUAAAAAGGAAUUAUUAAAUCAUAUUAUGGAAUGUCAUGAGGGCCAACUUUUAUUUAAAUGUAUUAUGUGUGACAAAAGCUAUGAAAAAUGGGUUAGUUUAGACAUACAUGAAGCCACUCACAGACUAGAUAAACCUUAUCUAUGCGAUUUAUGUGGAAAAAGCUUUAAACAUUCCAAUAAUUUAAGAGGUCACAAAAGAACUCAUUUAGAUGAUUCAAAAAAGAAACGACACAUUUGUGAUAUUUGUGGAAAUGCAUUUAGAUCUAGAUUUCAUUUGGGAGAACAUAUGAACCAGCAUAAUGGAAAUAAACCUUACUCUUGUGAAAAAUGCGGCAAAGCUUUUUACAAAAGGAUACAAUUAAGACAGCAUAAACUUUCCCAUGGUUUAAAUAAACAUAUUUGUCCAAUUUGUGGGUCAGCUUUCAAUCGUAAGGGAAAUAUGAAUACACAUCUUAAACGUCAUAAUAACAGAAACGAUAUGUAUACAUGUAGUAUAUGUAAACAUAAAUGUAAAUCAAUGAGUGAGUUGAAAUCACAUAGAAAAACUCAUACAGAACAAGACAUAGAAAAUAUAAGCAAACGGUGCAUCGAUAAAACUAUAUGGAAAUGUAAGAGUUGUAGUCGAAUAUUUUCAACUCGAGCGGUAUUAUUGAAUCAUGAACGUAUACAUAAAAAAGACAGAAUAAGUAUCGACUGCAAUAUUUGUGGGAAGAAAUUAGCGAGUAAAAAUUCUUUAAUAUAUCAUAAAAAGUCUAUUCAUUCUUCGGAGAGACCGUACAUAUGUCAGUAUUGCAAAGAAUCGUUUGUUUCCAAAGAGUCGCGUCUUAUACACGAAAGAAUACAUACCGGAGAACGUCCUUACGUCUGCAAAAUAUGUAAAAUGGAAUACAGACGUUCAAGCAAUCUUAAUCAACACAUGAAAAUUCAUUCUGAUAUUAAGCCUUAUAAAUGUAUAUACUGUAAUAAAAGUUUCACACGAAAAGGAGCGUUAAAUGUACAUGAGAGAGUUCACACUGGAGAGAAACCAUUUGCCUGCCAAAUAUGCGAUAGAACAUUUUCUCAAAAAAAUGACAUGAUCAAGCACACUAAAACGCACGAUGCCAAAUCGUUGUCUUGCGAACAAUGCGGUGAAGUGUUCAUAAAGAAGAAAGAUAUCCUGAAACAUAUUGGUUUACAUGAAGAAAAUCCAAUAAUUCAGGAAUAUGUAGAGGUACAACAAGAAAUGGAAUCUUAUAAUGUAGAUAUAGUAUGCUCUGAAUUUGAGUGAUUUAUACAAUAAAUACUAGGUACUAAAAUAAUAUAUCUAUAUAUUAUAUUAUAUGAUUUAAUUAUUAAUAAAAAAAAUUGUCUUCGUAA